Messenger RNA from Prunus persica (peach), 4323 nucleotides. Its product is annotated as TMV resistance protein N. Bases 450 to 2105 code for a protein of 551 amino acids. Lineage: Eukaryota; Viridiplantae; Streptophyta; Magnoliopsida; Rosales; Rosaceae. The record is from RefSeq and is a predicted model, not a curated record. The transcript is spliced from 5 exons. Gene Ontology annotation, molecular function: ADP binding. Gene Ontology annotation, biological process: signal transduction; defense response.
ACUGAAUGCUUGAAUUUUUGUACAAUUGCCAAACUAAUUAAAAUAUGAUCUAGCGAAGUGGCGUUCUUGAAUCUUCAUCAUCCUCAAUUAUCCUCAUCACAGUGACACGCAAUGAUGUUAGAUGUUUGAGGUUUGACAACUUUUACAUGACGGCACGAUUCGAAACUGACACGAAUAUGUAAAUUCAAAAAAAGAGUAUUCUGAAAAAUUUAUAAACAUGGAGGAAUUCCUACAGUGUAUGAAUGCCUAAUUCACUUGUCUUUUUCCUGGAUCGUUUUGUAGCAAUUGUUUUAUAAAGCAACUGCUUUCUAUUCUCUUUCUUUCUGAACUGCUUAAUUAAACCCUCAGGUCCAUCAUCUACAAUAUCAGAUUAUCUUUCUUCUUCCAGUUUUCAUCUCAAGUAUCAGAUUGCUUUAAUUUUAGCUCCUGGUGCAUUCAGAGAAACAGAUAUGGACUCCAUUGACUUCUUUCAAGUUUUCAUCAUAAUCAUCAUACUCAUCAUGACUCUCUUCUACAUCUACUUCAGAUCAUUAACAUCUUCUUCUUCUUCUUCUUCCAUUUCUUCUGUUGCUGCUGUUGAUACUGAUAUCCCCCCUCUUCAAGAAAAGUACGAUGUGUUUCUUAGUUUCAGAGGUGAAGACACACGCGAUACUUUUACCAGCCAUCUUCACAAGGAUUUACUUCGGAAGAACAUUGACACCUACAUAGAUCGCAGGCUCGAGAGAGGAGAUGAAAUUGCUCCUGCCCUUCUAAAAGCAAUCGAGAGAUCGAAAAUUGCACUAGUCAUUUUCUCAAAAGACUAUGCUUCUUCCACAUGGUGUUUGAAAGAACUUGUGCAUAUACUUGGAUGCAAGAAAAGCCAUGGACAGAUUGUUAUACCCAUUUUUUAUCGCAUAGAUCCAUCACAUGUACGAAAACAGCAGGGAACUUGUGCACUUGAAGAUCGUCCACUUAAGCGCAGUAGGGAUGAGGUGGCCAACCGGAGGGCUGCUUUGGAGGAAGCAGCCAAUAUGUCUGGGUUUCAUUAUUCCAGCAAAACAGGGAGGACAGAGGCCGAUUUUGUUGAGGAAGUUGUCCAAGAUGUUUUGACCAAAUUGAAUCGGGAAUCGUCAAGUGAUUUGAGGGGCCUGUUUGGAAUUCAAAGGAAAAUUGAGAAAAUUGAGUCGUUAUUAUGCUUGGAUUCACCAGGUGUUUGCUGUGUAGGUAUUUGGGGCAUGGGUGGUAUUGGCAAGACUACCCUUGCUGAUGCUGUAUUUCACAGGCAGUGGCAGUCCUCAAAAUUUGAAGCUGCUUGUUUUCUCGCAAAUGUCAGGGAGAAAUCCGAAAAAACGGAUGGACUAAAUGAGUUGCGAAAUACACUUGUUCGUGAAUUAUUGAAGGAUAAAGAUGUAAAUAUCAACACUCCGUCUAUUCCACCUCAUAUUCAAGAUAGGCUCAGGCGUACAAAGGCGUUCAUUGUUCUUGAUGAUGUGAAUGCUCGAGAACACCUAGAAGUUCUUGUUGGUGAUGAUGAUCGGUUUUGCCAAGGAAGUCGAAUCAUGGUAACUGCUAGAGAUAAAGGCCUGCUUGAGCAAAAAAUUGACCAUGAAAAGAUAUACAAUGUUGAGGGAUUAGGUUCUGAUGAAGCUCUUGAGCUCUUUCACUCGCAUGCUUUUGGAAAUAAGUCCCCAACAACAGAUUACACUGAGUUUUCAAGAGAGGUGGUGGAUUAUAUUAAGGGCAUUCCAUUAGCUCUUAAAGUUAUGGGGUCCUCAUUCCGUCGUUGCAAGAGCAAAAAAGAGUGGGAAGUUCAAUGGAAAAAAGUGAAACGAGUUCCAAUCGGAGAAAUCCAGAAAGUGUUGAGAGUAAGUUACGAUGGAUUAGAUGACAAUGAGAAGGAGAUAUUUCUUGAUAUAGCAUGUUUUUGUAAAGGCUAUUUGAGGAAAAGUGUAGAAAAAAUGUUAGAUAGUUGUUAUUUCUUUUUGGAAGCAGGAAUCAAUGAUCUUAUUGAUAGGUCUCUCAUAUCAAUUUCACAAGAUAUGAGGUUAAAAAAAUUGAGAGAGGCAUCCUCAGGAGGACGGAUAGUAGACAUGCAGUCAGUACGUAGAACGGAUAGAGAUGCAUGAUUUGGUGCAGGAAAUGGGUAGAGCAAUUGCUCGAAAACAAGGCAGUAGGUUGUUCAAUGCAAAUGACGUCUAUCAAGCGUUGACAAAUAACCAGAAAGAGGGAGAUGUUCAAGCCAUAUACCUCGACUUGUUUGAGAUUGAAAAGCUACACUUGGAGCAUGUAAACUUCAAAAAGAUGUAUCAACUGAGAUCGCUACAUGCAUGUGUCUCUAAUUAUCGUCCAUUAACUUUUUCUCUUGAUCUUCCCAAUUCUCUUAAAUAUCUUAGCUGGAAAGCAUAUCAUUUGAAAUAUUUACCAUCAAAAUUUUCUGCUCAAAAUCUUGUUGGCCUUGAUUUGUCGUACAGCCAAGUUGUGGGGCAAUUUUGGAAUGAAGACCAGUUUGUUACAGAGUCCUUGGAACUUAAAAUGGAUCAAUCUUAGUGGAUGCAAACAUAUAACUGAAGUCCCAAAUCUCUCUCGGAGUCUAAAAAUUGAGUGUAUAAUUCUGCAUAACUGUGCAAGUUUGGUUGAAAUUCCUUCGUAUUUUCAACAUCUUGGCAAGCUUACUAAUCUUUGCCUUGGGCAUUGCACAAAUCUCAAAAAUCUUCCCGAGAUGCCAUGCAAUCUUGAAAUCUUAUAUUUGUCCUUGACAGCAAUAGAGGAAUUGCCUAAAUCAGUUUGGUCUCAUGAAAAAAUAUCUCACUUAGAUAUUGCAUUUUGUAAACACCUUAAGAGUCUUCCAAGCAAUACUUGCAAGCUAAAAGUCUCGAGUUCUUUUAGUCUAGUAGGCUGCGAAUCUCUUUGCGAGUUUUGGGAGCUUCCCAGGGAUACAACAGUGCUAGAGUUUAGUAGUACAAGAAUAAAAGAAUUGAGGAAUGAAUCAAUAGAGUCUGUUGUUGGUCUCACCGCAAUUAAACUGACCAAUUGCAAAAGCCUUGUGAGUCUCCCAAUGAACAUUUGGAAGUUGAAAUAUCUGGAGAGCCUUAAUCUUAGUGGUUGCUCUAACUUUCAACACUUCCAGAAAUCUCAGAGGCUAUGGAACAUCUGGAGUUUCUAAAUUUAUCAGGUACAAUGGUUAAAGAGGUACCCAAAUCAAUUGGAAAUCUAGUUGCGCUUCGAAAAUUACACAUGGUUGAGUGCAGUAUACAAGAAAUCCCUGAUGACCUUUUUUGCUUAACCUCAUUACAAGAGUUAAAUCUAAGUUUGACCGAAAUUAAGAGCAUACGUGCAAGCGUCAAACAAGCUGCUCAACUAUCUCGCUUGUGCCUCAACGGUUGUGAGAGCCUUGAAUCUUUACCAGAGCUCCCCCCAUUAUUGCAAUGUCUUGAAGCAAAAGAUUGCGUGUCACUGAAGACAGUGUCAAGUUCAAGCACUGCACUCGCACAAGGUUGGGAAAAAUAUAUAUUUUCUCGAGGGCUUCAUGAGAAACAUAUAUUUUCUGAUUGCAGAAAGUUGGAUGAGAAUGCACGGAGCAACAUAUUCGGUGAUGCACAACUCAGAAUUAUGCGAAUGGCAACUGCAUCGUCAGAGUUUAAAGAAGGCAAAAUUGAACAACCAUCAUAUGAUUCAGAUUCAUAUGGAAGCUAUGAUGAUUUUGUUGAGGAACUUUUACGCCAAAGAUCUUUCGUUGGCAAUAUAUGUUGUGGGAAUGAAAUUCCGAAUUGGUUCAGCCAUAAAAGUGAGGGAUGCUCAAUAAAGAUUUGAGCUUCCUCCUAAUUGGUUUAGCACAGAUUUCUUGGGUUUCGCUGUAUCUCUGGUUGUUGCAUACAAGAGAGGCUAUGCUCUAUCUUUUGUUAGGUGGUUCAGGGUUGGAUGCAAGUACAACUUCAAAACAAGUAAUGGUAAAAGCCGUGAAGUAAACCAUCCUUGGUGUAAUCUACUCACGAAUACUGGAUACAGAGAUUCACCUGAGGUCUUUCUGUGGUGUUAUAAUAAUGUCUUUGAAGAAGUUGUAGAGGGAGCUCAUAGCCCCACUGCAUUUUACAAAUUUGUUACUGAGGUCAAUGUUGACUUCACCGUACAGAGUUAUGAUGGCUAUGAGGAGGAGGAGGAGUUGGAGGUGAAAAAGUGUGGGAUAUGUUUGUUGUAUGGCAAAGGUGCCGAGAUGAUAAAGCAGCGGGCUUUGUAUGCCCAAGAUUUCUAAAUUCAAAAUUUCAUUUUAUUUGAGCUUUGCAAGACUUGUGGCUGAGGAUGCCCAAGAUGAUAAAAAUGUCUUUGCAUGACUUGUGUUCUGGCUAA